AUGGCAGACCACUGCGACUCUACCGUCGAGACCGAAAACAUGACGGAGCUCGAUCCCGACAGGUCCUCACUCGAAUCAGUUCCUGGCCCUCCGACAGCCACACACCAGGACCUCGAAAAAUUGAGCACCAAGCAUUCCCAUAGAACGACCAGAAGUGCGGGAUCUGGCUAUGUGCCUCAAACGGCGCAGGACUGGGACGGCGAAGACGAUCCGGGUGAUCCGCGGAAUUGGUCGUUAGCUUCGAAGAUAUACCACGUUCUGGUUCCAGCCUUGCAAUGCUUCACCAUCACUUUCGGUUCCUCUGUAUACACGCCCAGUGUGCAUGAAGUCUCUCAGCAUUUUCGCGUCAGUCAAACCGCUGCCCUUGUCCCGCUCACGGUCUAUGUUCUGGGACUGGGUCUCGGCCCUGUCGUGAGCGCUCCGCUCUCGGAGAGUUAUGGACGGCGUGCUGUAUAUUUGAUAUUUUUCCCGCCCUCACUUCUGAUGACCUUGGGCGCUGGCCUGUCGAAGUCGUAUGCCUCCCUUGUCGUUUGCCGUCUUUUCGCCGGUGUUCUCGGCUCUGGAUGUCUUGCGGUCGGAGCAGGGACCAAUGGAGAUCUGUUUGUGCCUUUGCAUAGGGCGAUCGCAAGUGCGCUGUUCCUGGCGGCACCAUUCUUGGGCCCGGCCUUGGGACCGGCCAUAGGUGGCUAUGUCGCCAUGAAGAAGGGAUGGCGAUGGACGCAAUGGCUGAUCCUCUUCUGGGGCGUCCUUGCCUAUGCUGUUUCACUGCCACAGAAAGAGACGUACAAGAAGAUCAUCUUGCAAAACCGGGCGAAGAAACUUGGACUUUCACCUCCUCCAAAUCCGCUGCCGCCGGGGAUGUCCAAGUUUCGAUUCGUCUUGAUCGUGACGCUGAUGAGACCGAUGAGGAUGUUGUUCACUGAAUCCAUUGUCGCCUUCUUCAGCAUCUACACCGCCUUCAACUUCAGCAUCUUGUUCGGGUUCUUCGCAGCAUUCCCCAUUGUCUUCGAAUCGCCCUUCCCGGAGAGUCAAAUCUACCACUUCAAUGCCGGUGAGGAGGGUCUAGUCUUCCUGGCCCUGGGACUCGGUGUGGCAGUCGCAACGAUGAUGUUCAUCCUGAUCAACAACUUGACCUACAAGAAGAAGACGUUGAAAAGGCAGAUCCGGGGCGACUUCUCGCCGCUACCGCCCGAAGAACGACUUUACUGUGCGAUGAUCGGGUCCUUUCUCUUGCCUAUUGGACUGUUCUGGUUUGCCUGGACAGCAAGGAGCGGCAUUCAUUGGAUAUCGCCGGUGUUGGCUACAAUCCCGUUCGCGAUUGGAAAUAUGCUUGUGUUUGGGUCUUGCGUGUUGUAUCUGAUUGAUACGUACGGGCCUCUGGCGGGUGCGAGCGCUGCGGCAGCCAACGGGUUCUUGAGAUACUGUGUCGGCGGGGUUUUCCCGCUUUUUACAGUGCAGAUGUACCGUGGCAUGGGCGUAGCCUGGGCUACGAGUCUACUCGGCUUUGUCACUGUCGCUCUGCUACCAAUUCCUUGGGUGCUAUACCGAUACGGGCCGAAGAUAAGACAGCGCAGCGCCUACACAUGA
Molecule: messenger RNA, 1587 nt
Organism: Cladophialophora carrionii CBS 160.54
Lineage: Eukaryota; Fungi; Ascomycota; Eurotiomycetes; Chaetothyriales; Herpotrichiellaceae
Exons: 6
Coding region: 1-1587 (528 amino acids)
Biological process (GO): spermidine transport; spermine transport; transmembrane transport
Molecular function (GO): spermidine transmembrane transporter activity; spermine transmembrane transporter activity
Source: RefSeq, a predicted model, not a curated record